GAGCGGGUCCCCACGCCGGGUUCCCCGGGCGGCGGUUCGGACAGCUCGCCCCACCCCCGCAUCCCGCGGGGCGCCCCCUCGGCGGGCGGCUCCCUCCGCGCCUCCCCGCCGCCCGGAGCAUCCCGGGCCGUGGUGUUCGGCGGCGGGCGGCGGCGGCUGCAGACAGGACCACGCCGCUGAGCUGGAACGCUUCGCCGCCGCCUCCGGCGCGCCCACGUCGCCCACCACGGGCAGCGGGCAGCGCAGCGGCGGGAGCCUGACGCACGACGAGUGGGUGAGCCAGGCCUUCUCACUGGCGGAGGGCCAGCUCCGCGCGUGCCGCGGCGGCCUGGGCGGCAGG
This is a messenger RNA of Prorocentrum cordatum, 340 nucleotides long. NCBI's taxonomy places the organism in Eukaryota, Dinophyceae, Prorocentrales, Prorocentraceae. The record is from the annotation of a GenBank genome assembly.